GUUUGGUCCGGUUGCUGUCUCCCUAUUGCCUCGAGGAAGGGCGGGCCUGUGGCCAGGAGAGGAGGAGAAGGAGGGACCUUGGAUUCGGAAAGCCUGGUAUUGGGACUAUCUGAAGUGCUGUUCUGUCUGCCUAGCCAUCCGUCUCUACCGUGUCGCCUGUCUGUGUCUGUGGGUCUUGCGCCUGAAGGCCAAUCCAACCCUAGGAGCUGGAAGAAGAGGAAAAUUGUUCAGAAACAAGUCCCCCAGUAUCUGUAGCUGCAUUAGAGCCUGCCAGCUGUAGCUGAAGACUCCUCAGCCCUCUCCCCUCCACCCCCACCCCCAAUUUGGGAGCACUCCUCUGGCCAGAGCAAACCCUUCAGACACUCGCUGCAGCAUGGGCCGAACUCGGGAAGCUGGCUGCGUGGCCGCUGGUGUGGUGAUCGGGGCUGGUGCCUGCUACUGCGUAUACAGACUGACCUGGGGAAGAGAUGAGAGCGAGAAAAUCUGGGAUGACCACGAUGACGAUGAGGAGGAGGAAUCUAGCGAUAUUGCAGAGACUGGGAAAGGAGCUAAGGCUAAUGCUGGGGUGGGGGCUGGAGCCAGACUUCAGGGUGACUCAGAGGCCAAGGCUGAGGUGGCCAUGGAACUCAAGAGUGGACCUGAUAUAAAGGCAGAGGCCCACUCGAAGGCCCAGAGCGGAGGUGGCCUAGAGGCCAAGGCCAAGGCCCUUUUCAGCACCCUGAAGGAACAGGCAAGUGCAAAGGUGGGCAAAGGGACCAGGUUGGGUACCAUCUCUGGGAUUAGGACUCUUGCACCUGGUUUACCCUGCCCAGGAAUCAGGGGUGGAGGCUGCCACCCUGUGAGGAAUGGAGCUAGGGCUGGGGGCAGGGCUAGUGGCAAGUCCAAGGGAAGGACCAGAGGUAAGAGCACCAGGACUCCAGCUACAUCAUGGCCUGUUCGAAGGGGCAAGUUCAACUUUCCCUAUAAAAUUGAUGAUAUUCUGGGUGCUACUGACCUUCAAAAGGUCCUUAACAUCCUAGAAAGAUCUAAUGAUCCUUUUAUUCAAGAAGUAGCCUUGGUCACUCUGGGAAACAAUGCAGCGUACUCAUUUAACCAAAAUGCCAUUCGUGAAUUGGGGGGUCUCCCAAUUAUUGCAAAAUUGAUAAAAACGAAAGAUCCCAUUAUUAGGGAAAAGGCGUACAAUGCUCUUAAUAACUUGAGUGUGAAUGCGGAAAAUCAGGGCAAGAUUAAGACAUAUAUCAGUCAAGUGUGCGAUGACACCAUGAUCUGUCGUUUGGACUCAGCUGUGCAGAUGGCUGGUCUAAGGCUGUUAACUAAUAUGACUGUGACUAAUCAUUACCAACAUUUGCUUUCCUAUUCUUUUCCAGACUUUUUUGCUUUGUUAUUCCUGGGAAAUUACUUCACCAAGAUUCAGAUUAUGAAACUAAUCAUAAACUUUACUGAAAAUCCAGCCAUGACAAGAGAGCUGGUCAGUUGUAAAGUACCAUCAGAAUUGAUUUCCCUCUUUAAUAAAGAAUGGGACAGAGAGAUUCUUCUUAAUAUCCUUACCUUAUUUGAGAAUAUAAAUGACAACAUAAAAAAUGAAGGGCUUGCCUCAUCCAGAAAAGAAUUCAGCAGAAGUUCACUUUUUUUCUUAUUCAAAGAAUCUGGAGUGUGUGUUAAGAAAAUCAAAGCAUUAGCAAAUCACAGUGAUCUGGUGGUGAAAGUAAAAGUCCUGAAAGUAUUGACCAAACUCUAAUUGGGGAUCUGUCCCAAACAAUAUUGAGGUAAUAUUUUUAGUUUGCACUUGGGAACAAUGCAUUUUGUAAAUUCUUUGUUUUUCACUGUGCUUAUAUGGCAAAGAGAGCCUUUCAGCUGCUAUUUUGGAAUAAUGAAUAUCAUACCAUCAACAGUGAUGCUGGUUGUGAUGGCUGGGUUUAGGCUAGACCAUUUUAAGGAUCUCAAAUGAAUACUAGAGCUUGUACAAAGAAAGCAUUCCAUCUUGCUACCUAGAUUGAGAUAUUUUUACUCUUUCUUCUACUUAAACUGACAGAGAACUAAUCACGAAUAAGCUAUACUUUUGUAUUGGUUUACAUUUGUUAAUCUUGUGUUUCAUCAAUAAAGUUGUGUUUUAACCAGCAAAAAAA
Messenger RNA from Hippopotamus amphibius kiboko, 2126 nucleotides. RefSeq names its product armadillo repeat containing X-linked 1 (gene ARMCX1). Gene Ontology annotation, molecular function: protein binding. Lineage: Eukaryota; Metazoa; Chordata; Mammalia; Artiodactyla; Hippopotamidae. The transcript has 3 exons. Gene Ontology annotation, cellular component: mitochondrion. The coding region runs from base 374 to 1738 and encodes 454 amino acids. The record is from RefSeq and is a predicted model, not a curated record.